Prorocentrum cordatum is the source of this 1305-nucleotide messenger RNA. Lineage: Eukaryota; Dinophyceae; Prorocentrales; Prorocentraceae. The record is from the annotation of a GenBank genome assembly.
AUGUGGAGUGCGUUGCUUCAACGUGCGCCAGCACGCAAGACGGUGUAUCUUUGUGGUGCUGCUGUUAUAUCGAUGCUGGCGAUGGCUCUUCACACGUUCCGUUUUGUGGCAUCCCAAGACCUGGGCCGGACUCCGCGACCCGAGAAGGCAGCUCCUGUUUCGUUAACGCACGGGGCAACGCCGCCGGCUUCACUGCCGAGCGGGCUUGCAGCAUCGGAGUUGCCGCCCGCCUCUCGAUGGAGCGGGCGUUCGAGGUCAGCUGUAGCGGUCUUCGUGCAGAUGGCGAACCAUUCUCACUGGUCUCAUCUUCGGGAGUGCGUCGCAAACGUGCUGGACGGUGCUCGUCCCAUCUCUCAGCGAGGGGCUCAAUUGACACGGAACGUGGAUGUGUACAUCGGGUUGUUGGCCGGCAAUUCCAGCAUCGAGGAAGAUGCCCAUUUGCUUGUUCGCAGGCGGAACGUGGGGGGAGAGUACCAGGCGCGAUUGGUGAUUAACAGCACCCUCGUAAACAAGGCCGCUGACGUGGGCUUGUUUCUUCAACAGAUUCAGCAAGUGCGCGAUCCCUCGCAAUACGAGAUUCUGCUCAAAGUGCAUAGCAAAGGCAGGCAUGAAUGGCGGUGCCAGAUGUUAACGUCCCUUUGCGGAAGCACAGAGCAGGUGAAGCAGGUAUUCGACCGUUUCGACCAUCAACGAGAGUUGGGCCUGAUGGGACCUUGGUCCCUCACAUGGGGGUACGACGACAUGGCCAAUCUUACCAAAGUUGAGCAGUCGUAUGACCACCUGUCCUGCUACGCAUUUCUCAACGUCUCGAGGGAUGGGAAGCCUGGCCCGUUGGCACACAUGCGAGACGUCUGGGACUUCAUGUUUGACCACGGCGCUGCCCUCCCCCCCCGCGACAAGUGGCUCGUGGCUGCGGGGAGCGCGUACUGGGCGCGCUCCGCACCGCUGCUCCAGAACCCGCGCCUCGACCGCGCCGUCUCUCGGUGGCUGCCCCUCUGGGAGCCUGGCUACAACUCCAGCUGCCGUGCGAGAGCUUGCCGGGAUGCAUUUGGACUGGAGCGGGUCUUGCCAACAAUCAUGAUAUCGAAUACGGGCUGUCUGCCGAGGAGGCCCCGAACAGGUACGUGCAGAACGUCAAGAACAAUCACUGUUGUCGACGCUUGGACUGCAUGUCGACAUGUGCAUACGCACUACCUGGAAAAGGUCAAGCGGCAUGGGAUGCGAGAAGAGAAGCACGGGACGCGGAGGAGGCGAGAUGAUGAUGAUAGGAGGCCAGGACGGGGUGGGGGGCUGCUCCCGAGAUGA